CCUCCACCCACCGCCGACACCCGACGCGCCAGACGACAACAUGUCAAAACCCGGCCCAGCGUGCCAGCGCGAGCGCGACGACUUGGUGCAGUGCAUCCUGCGCACUGACUGCGUGCUCAAGCAGAACAAGACACCAAAAGAGUGUCUGCAGGCCAAGGCCGAGCUGCCGAUCCAGUGCCAGCAGCUGCUGGCGACGUAUACCGACUGCCGGCGGGGACUGCUCGACAUGCGCCGCCGCUUCCGCGGAAACCACCUCACGGACGAGGCUAAGCGCGGCGGCGUGUACGAGUCGUCGCUGGACGCUGCUGCGCGGCAGGACAAGGACGCGGCGGCGGGCGCGGCGGCGUCGGGCUCGGAGCAGCAGAAGUAGACGGCGGCGGCGGGAUUACCUUCUAGCAUAUCAUAACUCGGCACCACUCAAG
Molecule: messenger RNA, 422 nt
Organism: Vanrija pseudolonga
Lineage: Eukaryota; Fungi; Basidiomycota; Tremellomycetes; Trichosporonales; Trichosporonaceae
Gene: SPBC16A3.16
Product: Mitochondrial protein
Exons: 3
Coding region: 41-370 (109 amino acids)
Biological process (GO): mitochondrial respiratory chain complex IV assembly
Cellular component (GO): mitochondrion
Source: RefSeq, a predicted model, not a curated record